UGCAAAACCAACUGCUCCCAGGGACUCUACAGGGACAAUGCCCCCUGGGGCCCACCCAGGGGUGUCAGCGUCAUUAGGAGCCCACCCAGGGGCGGCGGCGGACCCAGCGGCCCUCCCAGGUGCGAUGGUGCUCUCAGGGGCCCUUUCAGGGGUGACGGCGAUCCCAAGGGCUCUCCUAGGGGCCUUUUCAGUGCAAAACCAACUGCUCCCAGGGACUCUAUAGGGACAAUGCCCCCUGGGGCCCACCCAGGGGUGUCGGCGUCAGGAGGAGCCCACCCAGAGGCGGCAGUGGACCCAGCGGCCCUCCCAAGGGCGAUGGUGCUCUCAGGGGCCCCCUCAGGGGUGACGGCGAUCCCAGGGGCUCUCUUAGGAGCCUUUUCAGGUGCGGCUGAGACCCCAGGGGCUCUCGCAGGGACGGCGGUGGUCUCAAGGGCCCUCCCAUUAGCGGGUGUGUCGGCGUCCAAAGGAGCCCACCGAGUGUUGACGGGGGACCGAGCGACCCUCCAAGAGCCGGCGGUGCUCUCAGGGGCCCUCUCAGGGGUGACGGCGAUCCCAGGGGCUCUCCUAGGGGCCCUCUCAGGAGCCCACCCAGGGGUGACGGCGGACCGAGCGACCCUCCAAGGGCCGGCGGUGCUCUCAGGGGCCCUCUCAGAAGUGAAUGCAAUCCCAGGGGCUCUCCUUGGGCCCCUCUCAGGUGCGGUGGAGACCCCAUGGGCUCUCGCAGGGGAGGCUAUAGUCUCAAGGGCCCUCCCAGGAGCGGUUGAGCCUCCAGGGGCCCUACCAAAGGUGCCCCUCCAUGUAAAAGCAACUGCCCCCAGGGGCUCUACAGGGAAAGAGCCCCCUGGGGCCCUCCCUGGGGUGUCGGUUCCCCUAGGAGCCCUCCGAGGGCCCUUCUCAAGGGAGGUGGCGCCCCAAAGGGCCUUCAAGGAACGGCGGCAGACCCAGGGUCCCUCCCAGGGGCAGCGGCGACCCCAGGGGCUAUUCCUGGGGCUUUGGCGUCCCAAUGGGCCAUCCCAGGGGCAGCAACACCCCCAGGAGCUCUCCCAGGGACUUCGGCGCUUCAAGGGCCCUCCAUGG
Homarus americanus (American lobster) is the source of this 1077-nucleotide messenger RNA. RefSeq names its product mucin-19-like. The transcript is spliced from 5 exons. The record is from RefSeq and is a predicted model, not a curated record. The annotation marks the transcript as partial. Lineage: Eukaryota; Metazoa; Arthropoda; Malacostraca; Decapoda; Nephropidae.